Cooperia oncophora is the source of this 378-nucleotide messenger RNA. NCBI's taxonomy places the organism in Eukaryota, Metazoa, Nematoda, Chromadorea, Rhabditida, Trichostrongylidae. The record is from the annotation of a GenBank genome assembly.
AUGAUUCUCUUCGUUAUCCUUUUGACCACUGGCCUCAUCGCUACAGCUAGCGCUCAAAGCUGCAGUGUAGCAACUUCAGGCUCUCUGAAUGGUCUCUGUCCGACAGGAUACACACUCAUCCCAUCGGGAUGCUGCCCCUCGGAUUGUGUUGUCACUGCCACUACUGCCUCGACGUGCUUUGACAAAUUAAACCCGGAUACCGGAAAAUCAGAUUGUCCUGGAAUGAAGGGCUACUGCACGAAUUCAGCGUAUCUGUCUCUCAUGAAGGAACAAUGUCCACUCACUUGCGGUUAUUGCACCGGUAAGUUUGACCCUUUCACAUGUCUCUUCUGGGUAGUUAAAUCAACUCUCAAGUGGUUAGGGCCGUCAGCUUGGUGA